Molecule: messenger RNA, 1997 nt
Organism: Aethina tumida (small hive beetle)
Lineage: Eukaryota; Metazoa; Arthropoda; Insecta; Coleoptera; Nitidulidae
Exons: 8
Coding region: 144-1973 (609 amino acids)
Biological process (GO): regulation of mitochondrial mRNA stability
Source: RefSeq, a predicted model, not a curated record
GGCACGUGUAUCAAAAUUCAAAUGUCACAGUGGUGUGUGUAUAGGUUAUGUAAAUUAUGAAACACUUCCGAAAAUCAAAAAACAAUACAAGUGUGAUUUUAUAGUUUUUUUUAAUUUUACAAUUUUACCAAUAAAAGAUAAAGAUGUCCCAUGUAAUAAAAGCAAUAACAAACACCCAAAGAUGCCCACAGUAUAAUAUUUUACGGUUUAUGUGCAGUUAUGGGAAAGAUCUGGUGAGAUCAACUGGACCUGAUUUGUUAUUACAGAACUUAAAAUGUGCAAGUACUACACACAGUGUGUUGGACAUGGUUGCCAGCCACUAUACAAUAAUGAACAGCAAACACAGUAUGCAAGCACUUAGAUCUCUAUUUGAACUAAAAAGAGAUGAAAAGGAUGGUGCUUCCAUGAAUGACAUCCUAAAAAAUCCAAAUUUUGUAAAAUUAUGCAAAAAGCUCAAAUCUCAAGCUGGUGUUAUAGAACUGAAUGAAACCAUCGAAGCUUUGAAAGUAAUGACCUAUGUUGGUGUCCCUUCUGACAGCAAAAUCAUACAAGUUUUAUUGCAACUGUUAAGACACAAUGUUAAUUAUUUAACAUUGAAUCACAUUAUGUUCCUUGACUUUUUAUUGGGACAAUAUAAAUCAUCACCUCUUGUGGAGGCUUUAAAAAUUGCACUGCCCAUGGUAUUUGAGAUUAAUUUAUCAUUAAAAUUGGACAAAUCUAAUUUAUCUCAAUUAACAGAAUGUUUGUAUUAUGCUUCGAGGCAUAAACUUUCUGAUCAAUCAGUGGAACUAUUAAUAAAAACUUUGUGCGAUUAUCCAGAUGAAUUCGAUGCCAGAUCAGCAAAAUCUAUUAUUUGGUCAAUAACUGAUAUGAAUGCAGAUGAAAUGUUCAAGCUCCCUUUAGAAAAAGCUUUAAAUGACUUAAUUGUACAUAUGGAUGAAGUAUCUUUUAUUGAUUUAGAUAAAACAGCAGGCAAACUGAUUGUAAAAUAUAGUAGCAAACACACAUUCUAUUACAAUGAAACAUUUUUUGAUAGUUGUGUGAACAACAUUAUUGACCACAAUUUGGGUUUUGAAGAAGCUAUGAUUCUUCUUAGGAAAUUUAUUAGGAUUAAUCACUGGAACAAAUAUCUGAUUGAUUACAUAUGCAAGAAAGUAGUUGAAGAUAAUAGCCUUCUGCAAUCAAACAUAGGACACAUAUACACCUUGGUAACAUCACUAUCUUCUGUGAACUACAAACCUAAUGAAUGGGAUGCUGUUAAGGAUAUUAUAAAGAGUGUUAAAAAUAUGGCUACCUAUAGGAAACGAGAUAUCCUUUGGUUGCGAUUUGGGGCGUCACUCUGCCUACUGGAUAUCUAUAAACUAGAUGUUUUAAAUAAAUGUCUUAGUGAAGAAUAUUUAAACUCAUUGUUUGAUAAGAAAUUCCUAUUUAUGUCCGACAUCGAAAAUUAUUUGUGCAUAUACCAUGCUCUGCACUUAUACAAAAAAGAUUUUAUAGAAUUGUUACCUACAAAGUAUACACCUGAAGUUUUAAUAGGGAAAAUGAGGGAAGUUACAGAGUAUCCUCUGGAAGGGGCCCUGAAAAAAGGCAUUGGAGGAGAAGAUUAUGUUUUGACGAAAAUGUAUUCUAAACUUGGUCAUGUAAUUGAUCAUGCCAUUCUCUUUAGAAAGGGAGGAUACCCAGUAGCUGUACAGCAACAAACUAAGUUUAUUGAAGACAUAGAAGUACCUCCAGAUCACUAUUUAGUCUGCAUACUUUGUAUAAAACCAAUAUUUUAUACAAUUAAUACCAAAGUACUGAGGGAGUCUGUAAAUUUGUCCAUAAAAAUGUUAGAGGAACAAGGAUACCCAGUUGUUUAUAUUAAUGCUGAAACCUGGAGUAAUUUAGAAGAAUUUGAAAAGAUUCCAUAUCUUAUGCAAAAUAUUAAAACCAAAGUUGGUAGUGAUAGUCUAUCACAAAGUGUUAAUUUAUAAGUUAUAAUAAAUUAGUUAAAAGAA